Ictalurus punctatus (channel catfish) is the source of this 2679-nucleotide messenger RNA. Its product is annotated as helix-loop-helix protein 2. Bases 805 to 1176 code for a protein of 123 amino acids. The record is from RefSeq and is a predicted model, not a curated record. Lineage: Eukaryota; Metazoa; Chordata; Actinopteri; Siluriformes; Ictaluridae. Gene Ontology annotation, biological process: regulation of transcription by RNA polymerase II. Gene Ontology annotation, molecular function: protein dimerization activity; RNA polymerase II cis-regulatory region sequence-specific DNA binding; DNA-binding transcription factor activity, RNA polymerase II-specific. The transcript has 2 exons.
AGUGAGAGAGAGAGAGGAGGUGGUAGAGAAGUGAGGGAGGUGUGGUGGCAGAAGGGGCGGUGUUAGACAAUACCGCCCCACAAAUAUAUUCCAUCUCCCCGUCAAUCGGGACAGCGUUUCAAUAGGAAGUAGUAUUUUUAUUCCGCUCUUACACGUUGUUUUCUCUUUGCAGAAGCGGACACGACAGCGCGCUGGUUUAAAUAGACUAGAAAGGAAGCGAGAAUUCAGCUGAAAUGAUUUUCGACUCGAGGACUGUUUACUCUGUUGGCAUUUGGUGCUUGUGAUCGCCAUCUCGUCCAGGAGAUAAGGCAUUUCUGCACUUUCCCCAUCAUCUUAUCGCCACUGCCAUCUCUAUUGUCUGAAGCCGGGGGGUCACGAGACGUCACGGUUUAAAAAAUAAUACUCAUCUAAUCCUCAGUCAAAGUCGAUUACUCCAGGGGAAAUAAUCUGAUCGACUAAUCUAAGCCGAUAGAACAGAAAUUACAGAUAGUUUUGCCGCUCGAGCAGCAGAUUUGUGUCUGUAUUCGAGUCGAUGAUUCGUGAGUAAAUCCAAGUGAUUUGCAGAGAGGAUGUUGCAUGAAACAAGCCACGGAAAGACCCACGAGUAGCGGAAAGAGUUGGAGUGAGGACUUCAAGGCCAUCAGGACUUUUUUUUUUUUUCUUCUUCUUCUUCUUUUUUUGUGGACCUGUCAGCAUAUUACGGUCCUGUAAAGCUCCAGAACUGCUAAACCUCCGGGUUAAAGCUCACAGAUAAAAAAAAAAAAUUAAUAAAAUAAAAAACAAACAAACAAAAAAAGUGAAAAAAUGAUGCUGAGUCCAGACCAGACGGACCCGGAGCUGCCGUGGAGCCACUCGGACGCCGAAAGUGUAUUAAGUGACAUGAAGGCCGGCUGCAUGUCCGAGGAGAUGAACACGGACGCCGAGGGCAAAGCCAAAGCUCUCGCGCCGCAGCCGCUCACGCGCGAGGAAAAGCGACGGCGCAGGCGCGCGACGGCCAAGUACCGCUCGGCGCACGCGACUCGAGAGCGCAUCCGCGUCGAGGCGUUCAACGUGGCUUUCGGCGAGCUGCGCAAGCUGCUUCCCACCCUUCCACCUGACAAGAAGCUCUCCAAGAUCGAGAUCCUCAGACUGGCUAUUUGUUACAUCUCCUAUCUGAAUCACGUGUUGGACGUUUAGAAUGGACCGCGUUUUAAAAAUUGAAGGUUAAAAAAAAUAAAUAUUGAGAUGAAAUGUUUUUUUGAAUAUAGCCUAGGCAAGGUAAACUGACCUGCUCACUCGAGAACUCAUCAGCAAAGUGUUAGACAGACUUUAGGUAUUAGGCUAACAAGUUUUUAAAAAGGUUUUUAUUUGAAGGUAGAGACACUAUAAUGCCCCUUUAAACAUAUGGUGAGAUGCUCCAAGAGUCGUGCACCAUUUAAAAACAGGCUGCGGUCCCUGCUGAAGGCUAGACAUCCAAAUGCAGAUGCAAUAACGCCGAAAGGGACUUUAAAAUCACUUGAAGAAUCUUACAACAGUGUAGACAAGCGGAGAGAGCAGGCUAGAGACCACCAGUUGCACUGAGAUUGAAUAGAAACUAGACUGAAGGCCCGAUUAGCUGCCUCGUAGAUCUAACACGUCGUUUGUUUGUUUGUUUGUUUGUUUGUUUACAAUGAGGAGAAAAAAAUUCUAAACGAAUGAAGUACGUACAAGUGCCACUUAGAACAAUUUUUAUUUAUGUAUUUAUUCAUUAAUUCAUUCAUUUGUUUGCACUUUCCCCAUUUAUUUAUUUAUUUAUUUAUUUAUUUAUUUAUUUAAUUGUUUGUUUGUUAUUUAUGUUCUAUUGCUUAAGUCGUUCUUUUAAGAUGUACAAUAAUGCUGGGUGUUUGUAAUGUAGGCUAUCGCGUAAACGACGUUACCAUAUGUGUUAGACUGUGACGUUCAAAUUUUCACACACACACACACACACACACACACACAAGAAGUUAAAAAAGAAAAAAGAAAAGAAAAGAUAUGACUGCACUUUUUGGUGUUUAUUUAUAUUUCAUAUAUUUUGUGAUGGAAAAAAUUUAGAGAUUAGGCUACUCUGAAAAGAAACAAAAUCAGAUGUUUUUUUCCCUAUCUCAGCUGUAAAGGAAAAUGAAAACAAACACAUGCAAAAAAAAACAACAACAACAACAACAAAAAAACAACAAUAUGAUCACGUGUUAUUGUAAAACAUUAUUUCCUGCAGUAAUUCCCCUUAUGGUUAAUGUGUUAUUAUGACUUAGUGGGAGUUAAAGACUUCCUGAUCCGACCAAAUAUAAUAACAUAUAAUAACAUUUGACGUGUCGCAGUUUGAAAAUGUUUGAUUUCUGUAGACCUGUUCAUAAUAAUAAUUAUAAUAAUAAUAAUAAUAAUCUGUUAUUUCAUAACUGGGAAAAACAUAUCUGCUAUCCAAAGAAUUCUUGUCUUUUCAGGGUCUUGCCCUUAUUGCUUUAUGCACAUAUUUUGUAGUAGAGUUGCUGUGACAGCUGGUUUUUAAACAAAGACAUUUUUUUCAUAUUUUACCGGUGGGGUGUUUUUUUGAAAUAAAACAACAGUAAGAGAAAUUGAAAAAUGUCUCCUGCCUGUUCGUGUUUAAAAGAAGAAAAAAAGAGAGAGAACUCACCCUGUGCCAUGUGUGUUAGCUGACACAUUUUUGCUGGAGCUCCUUGAUCUGCA